Misgurnus anguillicaudatus (oriental weatherfish) is the source of this 4515-nucleotide messenger RNA. NCBI's taxonomy places the organism in Eukaryota, Metazoa, Chordata, Actinopteri, Cypriniformes, Cobitidae. The record is from RefSeq and is a predicted model, not a curated record.
GCCGAGCGUGACGUCAUUCAUCGGUACAGUCGCGCGCAUUCAUCUAGACGCCGCCGCUGCUGCUGAGAGUACAUGGAUAAACAAUGUGCACUUGAAUUGAUAUUUCGUGCCCCUAAACGAUAUGGGAUUAUUAUGUCCAUCUUUUUAUAUCAUCAUGGUCUGUGAAACCGAAAGCAGCGUUUUAAAGUGUUCGGAAAUGGCUCGUACCGCCGCCGCAGAGAGAGGUAACGUUAAUGCACACACCGGGCAUCUGAACGAGCGGCGUGCUAGUCCGCAUUAUUAGCGGGAUUACAGCUGUCACAACAUUGUGUUGCUAAGUGAUGUGUCAGGCUCACUGAUGUAAGGUGUAGAGCAUCUCUGAGUGUGCUCGUUCCACUCUGGGGCAUCAGGAUGAGUGGAACAGGGGAGCAGACUGAUAUUUUGGCUGUGGGAAGCGUGGUCCGAGAGCGAUGGAGAGUGUUGAAGAAGAUUGGUGGGGGUGGCUUUGGGGAGAUUUAUGAAGUCUUGGACCAGGUGAACCACAUCAGUGUGGCUUUGAAAGUUGAGUCUGCACAGCAACCCAAGCAAGUCCUGAAGAUGGAAGUUGCAGUUCUUAAAAGACUUCAGGGUAAAGACCACGUUUGUCGUUUUGUCGGGUGUGGACGCAAUGACCGCUUCAAUUACGUGGUCAUGGAGCUUCAGGGAAGGAACUUGGCAGACCUUCGACGCACCAUGACUCACGGCACGUUCACCGUCUCCACCACACUUAGGCUCGGCCGACAAAUUUUAGAAGCCAUUGAGAGCAUCCAUUCUGUGGGUUUCCUACACAGAGACAUCAAACCGUCCAAUUUCGCAAUGGGACGCCUAGACACUACUUGCCGAACGUGUUACAUGCUCGAUUUCGGUUUGGCACGCCAGUUUACAAACUCAUGUCAAGAAGUCCGUCCACCACGUCCAGUGGCAGGAUUCAGAGGGACCGUCCGAUAUGCUUCAAUUAAUGCCCACAAGAAUAAGGAAAUGGGUCGACAUGAUGACCUGUGGUCUUUAUUUUACAUGCUUGUGGAGUUUAUGGUGGGACAGUUACCCUGGAGGAAAGUCAAGGACAAAGAGCAGGUGGGAAAUAUGAAGGAGACGUACAAUCAUCGCCUCAUGCUCAAGCACCUUCCAGAUGAGUUUAGUGUUUUCCUUGAUCAUAUCUCCAAUCUGGACUACUACACUAAACCAGAUUACCAGCUCCUGAUGUCAGUCUUUGACAACAGUAUGAAGAGCUAUAAUGUGGUGGAAAAUGAUCCGUAUGACUGGGAAAGAACAGAUUCAGAGGACACACUAAAUAUUGGAACCCUCGGUACCACAGCCCAGCAGCUGACCCGCCUCACACCUGCAUACUUGGGUAUGGCCAAUGCCUCUGUGAUCCCAGGCGAUCUGCAGCGCGAGAACACAGAGGACGUCCUCCAAGGUGAGCGCCUCAGCGAGGCUGAUAAUUGCGCCCCCAUUCCAACGCAGCCUGCGCAGGUAGCGGAUGUCUGGGAGGAUGUGGAGCACAGCCGUGACCGAAACCUCAACCAUGUUCAACCGCAGAUAAGAAAGGUGGCUAGUGAGGAGGAGCGAAGCAAGGAGGGAAACCAAAGCCCCAAUAGUGGCUCCAUCCAGGGGUCUCCCAGACGGGUACGCUCGGAGACUUUGCUCAUCGACCGUGUGGCUCCUCUGCUUAGAAGGAUACGCCACAGCCAGAGCAUGGGGCUGGACAAAAGACUGACCCCUGAGCCUAAACCCACUAUUGAACGCUUCUUAGAGGCCUAUUUAGGGAAGCAGCGGCAAUGCCUGCCCCAGGACCGGUCUGCGUGUCGGGUUGAGCAGGGCUCAUUGGAGGAUGAGGAGGGGGCAGCCAGCAGCGGUUUUGUGGCUGUCAACCUCAGCCCGGUCCCCCAAGUGGGUGACUCACAGGAGUGGGUCCUAGUGGAGCUCGAGGGUGGUGGCGGUUCAGCUGGAUCUAAACCUGAUGAGGAGGAACGCUCAGGGAUCUCGCCACGCUCCUCCAGCCCUCUCCCCCUGCCUCGCACCUGGUCUGACCCUUUGCCACAGCGCGCCAACUGCCUGAGCAACUUAGGGGAGUUCCAGGCAGGUGCCUGCCACACUGGACCUCCAUUCACCCGAUUGCCGUGUUUGCCAGGCAUUACAGGCCUAUCUGGACUGUCUGGACUGAGGAGACUGCCCACAAUCCAGCCUGCGUCAAUGGUCCACCACGGCAGGACUCAUUUUGAGCAGUCAUCCAAUGCAGUGCUACAGUCCGUCCAGUCUCAACAGAAGACGGUCGGUGAAUCUCAGCCUGACAACCUGUCGGGCCCUCCAGAAAAAGAGCACAACCACGUGCCGGCUAACACCUCCCCUAAAUGCCAUAAUCCUGCAGAUGAAAACUUUGUAUCUGUUAAGGCCUCUGAGAAGGAUGUGGAGAGUGACUCUGGGUAUCCUGAUGGAGGACCUUCUUUAACUCCUAACCAAGGUGAAACUAAUGGACACAGUGUUGAGGCAGCUCCGCCCUCCCCUCGUGAUCUCUCCCCGCGAGCCAGUCGCAUCCCGGUCCGCGAUCCGGACUCUCCUACCCGCAGGGGUUUUCCGGCUCCGCUUUCCCCAUCCCUGUCGCUGUCCUGUGAGCACUUCCCCUCGGCUCUGCUCCGUGACAAGUUCACCUUCCCUGCUGGCUCCCGUGGGUCAGACUGGCAGGUGGAGGAGCCGCUCUCUUUGUCGUUGUCUUCUGGCCCGUUGUCAGGCAAAAGUAAGAUACCGAGGCCCAUAAGCCCCACGCUUGUGCCGGAGCAACUGUCUGCUCGAUUCGUUCCUCGACCGCCACCAGGAAAACCACCUCUACGUGCAGGCGGCGAGAACAGACGCAGACGCUACCGCAUACGUGCCAGCAGCACCGGUGACGCAGAUCUUCUGGACAACCUUACUCAGCUCAUGCAGGAGCGAGGCGGGCUGGGCGUCAACUCCUCCUCUCGUUACCAACGCACCACCUCCUCCUCUCUGCAGCGCUCGCUAAGCUCCUCCCCUUCUCGUUUCGAAGGCGGUCAUAGCCAAUCACCAAGUAGCUGUUCAGCCUCCCCACCUCCUCGAAUCAGUGACUUGCGACUGAAUCAUGGGUCAGGGCUCUGUAGCCGAGUCAGAGCGGGAAAUCCUGAGAGUAAAGCCACAACCAAAAUGAGCAAAUAAAAGACAGAAGUGAUGACAAGAAUCGUCAGUCAUUUAAGAGGUGGUUUUAGAAAUGUUUAAAGUAGCUAUCAUGCCUGUAGCUUUUUUACAAGCGGUGUUUGAUAAGUGAAGGGAUAAAAACGUGAUUGUGAUUACUUGAACGCAUUAUGUUUUUGUCAUUUUAUGAAAUAUUAUCAACGUGCUGAACUUUCCAGUGAUGCUGUGACUUUUACCCCCAAAAGUUAUCCAUUUCAUUUUUUUUAAGGAUUUUUUUACACUCUGUAUAGUUUGUGCCAAGUACUGAUUUUCCGUUUUAAUUUAUCUAAUUUCUGUCUUUUUUCACAUUCUGGAUUUACAUUUGACAUGUUUACAAUUUAAGGCCACUAACAGUGUAAAUUGUUGAAUAUUGAAAACAAUGGGGCUGAUAGUAACUCAUUGUAUACCGUCAGACAGAUUCAGCAUUUGUGGGAGCACUAUAUACAACUCUAGCCUUACACUUUUUUUAUUAUAUUUAAUCAUUUUGUCCUUUAAUCAUAAAUUACACUACUCAUCUUAACUACUCAUUUUGAUCGCUAUCUAUCUAUACAAUGUAAUAUCACUUAUGUAUAGAUACAUGUGGUACAAGCAAGCAUGUGUAUAUAUGUAUUUCAGGGAAUGUAUGUACUGUAUCAUCUAUAGAAUGUAUUUAUUUAUUUAUUGGAUGUGUUAACUGUACCUGAUGAUGUAGCUUUAUUACUUGCUACUGAGUGAAUCUGCCAUCACGUUAAGGGUCAGCAACCUUGCAAUUGCCAAGUAUAAUCUCUUCCACGCCUGUUAUAUCAUACUAACUCAGUCACUGUAAAAAAAGCAUAACAAUAACCCUUAAAACAACCCUUAAACAGAGCAAGGGACUUUGUAAUAGCCCUAUUAACAUUUUACUUGAAUACAUCAGAAAGAUGUGAGCUGUUUGAUAUAUUGGGUGUCCAUGCCUUGAUGGAUUACAGUUUUGGGGUUUUAUUUAAAGUGGCCUGAAGAAUACAGGAAAGGUAUUAACACAAUUUAGAAUUCAUUGUGUGCUGUGCAGCUAGAAUAGUUGUUUUGUUCUGGUUUGUCUAUUUUGUCUGGAAAUACAUUAACUACAUAACGCAUCAAUAUAGACCCGUAACAAUGGUGUACAUCUUAAGAAUUGUACAUAAUCUGAACUGUAUAUAGAUAUAAAUAUAUUAAGAGGAAAGUCCACCUCAUGCUUCAUGUACUGUAUUUUGCUAACAAACAUAUUUCAAUCAUGCAAAAGAAAGUCACCAUGUUGGAAUGUAUAUGUAUUCAUAUUAAUGGAAUAAAAGAGUACUCUUCAGUACCCGACACCCUUGA